Molecule: messenger RNA, 2130 nt
Organism: Trifolium pratense (red clover)
Lineage: Eukaryota; Viridiplantae; Streptophyta; Magnoliopsida; Fabales; Fabaceae
Product: TNF receptor-associated factor family protein DDB_G0290931-like
Exons: 3
Coding region: 729-1967 (412 amino acids)
Molecular function (GO): zinc ion binding
Source: RefSeq, a predicted model, not a curated record
UACAAUUGUAUUCAUCUUCAAUUGUGUUUUGUUUAGUUGAUUUCAUUAUUUUUAAAUGCAAAAUUAUUUCAUCCCUUUUGAAUUAAUUUGUUUUUUAGUGCAGAAAAUUUAUUACUGUUGAAAAAUUUGUUCUUUUUUUUAAUAAAUAUUGAAGAUGCUAGAAAUUUCCUAAUCUUAUAGUAAGAAGAGAAUCAUAUUAGAUGUUACAUUUUGAAAUCUUAGUUUGUAUCAAUUUUGUCCCCAAAUUUUGUGUAAAUGAGAUAGCUUAUGAUGCGCGCAAGUGUUCUAAGACUUGCGUGUCAGUGUGUCACUUAACUUAUAUGCAGAUCAUGAUAAGCGCUUAUGUAUAAGCUUACAUAAGCUAUUUUAUAGCAAAAGAUAAAAUAAAGGUAAAUUGUUUUUAUAUAUGCUAUGAGCUGUUUUCGUAAGCUAUUUUAGAGAACUUAUAAGCUGACAAACUUAUGAAAAUUGUCAUAAGCUGUUUUCUUAAGUUCUCCCAACCAGUCUCACAAAAAUUAUGUCAUUAGAUAAGCUCGAAUAAGGCAAUCCAAAUUGGCCCGUGGUACAUCAUUGCUUAACCGAGUGAAACUAACGGUGGGAAUUAGAAAAAUUUGAUCAAUUUUUGAUAAAAUGAGGGACUGCUUUGAUACGAUUAAUGUCCAACAUGAAAGAGUGUUUAAAUGACAAUGUUUUUAUUUGUAAAAAUUUGUUGGUAGAUUUUAUCAAGCAUGGAGGCGCCUACUGUUGAUGUGGACCUUUCGCCGGAGAGGAUUGAAAAUGAGAAAGAGGGAGGUCCGAUGUUUCAUUGUGAUUUGCAUGAUACAGAAGUAGUUCACAAGCUGGCUCAAAUGUUCCUGCCAGGUUUAGCCUCGGCUUGUGUUGAUCAUACAACUGGAGCUCCCUUCAACACUCCCGGUUCAGUUGCUGAUGAUAUGAGGAAAGAAAUGAAAGAUUACCUUACACAGAGAAGUGAAUCGUUUGUUGCUGAGUCUGUUAUCUUAGAUGAUGGUGCGGAUGGUGAAGUCUCGGAUCAUCCUUUCGAUAUUAUUUCUUGUUUUGUUGACGACUUUGUGGAUUCGAAGAGGAAUUUGUUGAGUCAGGUUUCAGGAUGGCUGCUAAGCGAUAAGAGAGAAGACAAAAUAGAUGAUUUUGUUCAGGAGAUGGAAACGAAUGGUUUUUGGUUGUUAGAUAAAAGACAAAAAGUUGCCGAAAAUUUGCUUAAGAAUGUUGACUUCAAGAACUUGUUUCAUUGCAGCGCGAGUUUUAUUAACGCAGAAGAUCUUGACAACCAUUUUGAUAAUUGCAACUUUAGAGCUGUGGUCUGCAAUAAUGUGGGUUGCAAUGCUAGGUUUAGUGCAGUUCAUUUGAAAGAGCAUGAUGAGCAUUGUCCUUUUAAGAUAAUUCCAUGUGAGCAGAAAUGUACAGAUAACAUUAUGAGACGUGAUAUGGAUAGGCACUGCAUAACUGUUUGUCCGAUGAAGCUUGUGAAUUGUCCUUUCUAUGCAGUCGGCUGUCGAUCAGCUAUUGCACAAUGUAUGGUCGGAAAACAUUGCUCAGAUGAUCUUCAAUCUCACUUAUUGCACUUACUUAAAGGGAUUCACAAGGAUGCAUCUGGUGGAGAUCUUAAUCGACGAGUAGAGCUAAUUGUACAGGCAUCAUCGAGCAAUAGGUUAGCAGAAGCUCGCGAUUUGAGAGCUCUAAAAUCUAUUGUCAGAGAUAUUGAAGCUAAACUAGGGCCUUUGGAAGUCAGUGUCAUAGAGAAAACUAGUGCAAAAACAGUUGCCAAGAAUGAAGAUGCUGAAGACAUAGACACCAAAACCAAGGGCGAUGCACAAGCUUUAACUUCAUCAGAUAAAGCUGAAGAGAGUGCUACAUCGAAUAAGAAUGGUGCAGAUAAUGCUGUGAACAAUGAAGAAGAUAAUGAGCAUAAGGAAAAUGGAAAAGAUGAUAGUGCAAAGAAUGAGUGAGGAACAAGGAUAUUGGAAAUGAUAACUUGUAGGAAGACAUACAAAUUCUUAGUUGAGAAGUUUUGUGAUAUGUUCAGUUUCUUAAUCUUGGUGAGAUAUAUUUAUUCUUUUAUUUGUUAAGCUUCUGCAUCAUUCAUAUUAGUAUCUCUUUUUUGCUCUCUCC